AUGUCCCCGACCGAUCCCCGGGAGUGGGCGAAGAAGGUGCGCUCUAAGACGCCCGUCCUGCUGGAAGUGGGAAAACCGGCGCCCAAGGCAGUAUUAAGCUUUGGUGGGUGUGGCUUUCUCGUAACGUACGCGCUCGGUGUCGCGCUGUACCUGCAGCAGGAAAAGGCGGAGUUCUUGUCGCAGUCGUACCUGUUGGGGGCGGGAGCAGGUGUCAUCCCAGCCGUGGCGCUCGCCUGUGGGCCGCGUGCUGUCAACAUUGAGAAGGUGCGUGACGCCAUCGUCGAUAACCGCUUUCUCGUGACGGAUGAAGAGAAGCGUCUGGAGGCUUUCACAAAGUACAUCAAUCAGCUGCUCCCGCGCAACGCGGUGGAGCUUGUCAGGGGCCGCCUUGCCCUCACCAUUGGCUUCUCCAACAGGGACUCGGGCUACAUGGCGCAGACGAAGGAGCACGUGCACUUUGGGCAUCACAUUGCGGAGUGGGAAGACGUGAACGAUCUGGCACAGUGUAUCAUGGCCGCCACAGCGCCAAACACUGAGAAGCCAAUGGUAUUUCGUGACGCUGACAACGUGAUGCGUGGUACGAUGAUGUCGCUUAGCAGUGAGCUCGACCAGUACUGCCGCCAUAUAUACAUUCAUGGUUACGCGGGGUACCGCUACAACAAGCACCAGACGCGGCACAAUAUUUUCUUUGGUCGUCACGGCUUUCUGCCCAACACUCAUUUCCCCUACUGGCGGCAAGUCUGGCUGGCGUUCGCUCCGAACAUUGGUGGGUCGGCAAGGAAGGACGAGCUGCUAGAGGCAUACGACGCGGGGUACAACGAUGCGCGUCGCUACGAGCGCUGGGAGGAGGACCCCUAUCAUUUUGCCAAGGCCGACCGCUCGCCAAAUGAUGACUUAAACUUUCGGCAACUUCGCGCCAAUUUGUUUGGUGGCAAGAAGGCCGCUGAACGCUUCGAGCUGUGA
Trypanosoma grayi is the source of this 963-nucleotide messenger RNA. RefSeq lists its product as hypothetical. The transcript has a single exon. Gene Ontology annotation, cellular component: cytoplasm; lipid droplet; membrane. Bases 1 to 963 code for a protein of 320 amino acids. Gene Ontology annotation, biological process: triglyceride catabolic process; lipid homeostasis. Gene Ontology annotation, molecular function: triacylglycerol lipase activity. The record is from RefSeq and is a predicted model, not a curated record. NCBI's taxonomy places the organism in Eukaryota, Euglenozoa, Kinetoplastea, Trypanosomatida, Trypanosomatidae.